AUGGCGGCAGUUGCCAAGCCUCACUAUCGGGGAUUUCACGACUCUCCCACCACGCUCGAAGAAGGAAAAACGGAACAUGUGUUCCUAUUCCCGGUUCAAAAGCAGGACAUCAUGACUUUUCUUGUUCUUUUGUCUCACACAGCACGGACAUUCGGAUGGGUGCGCUCCCUGCUUGGCACAGAUCUUGCCCAAAUUGGGCGAUAUGAGAUUGCCACGACGGACAAGCCUAUGUCGUACAUGCCUCGCGAUUGCCCGCUACGACAGGAAUGUGCCGACUUCCCUCGCUUCAACCGGGGCAACAGAAGACAGGACAAGAUACAGGAGCGCAUGAUUUAUUUGGGGGAAUUCGUCUCGUCGCCGUUGCAGGCCGCGUGGCCGGCCGCUCUAUGUCAUGUCUCUGGUGGCGUGUCCUCGGUGAUUGUCGUUGGAUGCGGGAAAAGAAAGGAAAGUAAAUAG
Molecule: messenger RNA, 456 nt
Organism: Sporothrix schenckii 1099-18
Lineage: Eukaryota; Fungi; Ascomycota; Sordariomycetes; Ophiostomatales; Ophiostomataceae
Exons: 1
Coding region: 1-456 (151 amino acids)
Source: RefSeq, a predicted model, not a curated record